CCCUACAGGCUGUGGCGUGGAUUUGUCAAAAGUAUUUUCUGCAUUAGGUCAGAAACACUCGACGGGUCCACUUCUGAAUCAUAUCGUUUGUUAUCAUGCAUUUGGCAAACUAAAAUCUAGUACAAGGUCCCAUGGGAACUGAGUGACUGCCAAUUUCAUUUUGAAAGAAUCAGCAGCUAGAGCAAGAUUCAGUAUGGAUGCCUGGAUCCGCAGCAAAGCUUUAGUUUUCCUGUGCGUCUCGGUCCUAUGGUGGGGUCCCAAUGUGUUCGGUGUACUGACUGUACGGCAAGCAGCCCACCUAAAAAGGAGAAUCGAGGAGGUGACAUCGAAGAUUGAACAGGUGAAAUUGAGGGUUGUGAACACUCAUGAAGUGCUAAGCUCCUUAGCACAGACAGGUUUUGCCAUUACAGAACCGAAGUCUUGUCGCGAAGUGAAGUCCCGCCUACCUGCUGCCAGUGAUGGCGACUACACAAUCCAUCCCUUCUCCAUGUGCCAAGAUACCUCCAUCCGAGUCUACUGUCACAACAUGUCCUCCGAAAACCCAGAGGAGUUCCUCACCCUGCCUUCUGGUCCGGACAACAACUUUGCCAUUAAAUAUGGUCCUCGACUUCAAUGGAGUGGGGCCGUUUGGUAUCGAUGCAGCGGCCCACUAUACGGCUUCUGGAACGAGGCUGGGGAGACAAAGUUCCGUAAAGUCAGAAUCGAGUUUGAAAACUCCAAGGUCAAGAUAAUACAAGAUGACUUCACCUUCGCCACAACCACAGGUAACAAUGACGUACCGUACGGAGUGGCCGGUGACUGCUACUCGCCCAGACAGGGCUGUGGCAGAGGAACAUUGAAGGUUAACCUGACCGGGACGGAACUCAAGCUGGCACAAGGUGUUCAGUGGACCAUGUGGUACACCUGGCCUGGAGAUGUGACUGUCCAGGAUAUGUACAUCUCUCAGGACAGAAAGGUUGCCUCUGCCCGAUGCGGAGGUUGGUGUGGACACUGUAAGCCGGAAGGAGACAACCUACUUCUCUCUCAUUCACAGUGUAUGGAACCGAAGUCCUGUCGCGAAGUGAAGUCCCGCCUGCCUGCUGCCAGUGAUGGCGACUACACAAUCCAUCCCUUCUCCAUGUGCCAAGAUACCUCCAUCCGAGUCUACUGUCACAACAUGUCCUCCGAAAACCCAGAAGAGUUCCUCACCCUGCCUUCUGGUCCGGACAACAACUUUGCCAUUAAAUAUGGUCCUCGACUUCAAUGGAGUGGGGCCGUUUGGUAUCGAUGCAGCGGCCCACUAUACGGCUUCUGGAACGAGGCUGGGGAGACAAGAUUCCGUAAAGUCAGAAUCCAGUUUGAAAACUCCAAGGUCAAGAUAAUACAAGAUGACUUCACCUUCGCCACAACCACAGGUAACAAUGACGUACCGUACGGAGUGGCCGGUGACUGCUACUCGCCCAGACAGGGCUGUGGCAGAGGAACAUUGAAGGUUAACCUGACAGGGACGGAACUCAAGCUGGCACAAGGUGUUCAGUGGACCAUGUGGUACACCUGGCCUGGAGAUGUGACUGUCCAGGAUAUGUACAUCUCUCAGGACAGAAAGGUUGCCUCUGCCCGAUGCGGAGGUUGGUGUGGACACUGUAAGCCGGAAGGAGACAACCUACUUCUCUCUCAUCCACAGUGUAUGGGUGAGAACUAGUCAUAACGUUACACUGCAAGAAUUUUUUGAAAAAGGAUUUUUUGUUCAGUACAAGACCAUUUGACCACUUCUAGGCAAUGAACCUGAUGGGUGGUGGAAACUAUUUUGUUAGGAGAUAGCAGCCAAUGUUGUUUUUGAA
This is a messenger RNA of Branchiostoma floridae (Florida lancelet), 1820 nucleotides long. RefSeq lists its product as uncharacterized. The coding region runs from base 194 to 1681 and encodes 495 amino acids. NCBI's taxonomy places the organism in Eukaryota, Metazoa, Chordata, Leptocardii, Amphioxiformes, Branchiostomatidae. The record is from RefSeq and is a predicted model, not a curated record. Gene Ontology annotation, molecular function: metalloendopeptidase activity; zinc ion binding. The transcript is spliced from 11 exons.